This is a messenger RNA of Phlebotomus argentipes, 1004 nucleotides long. RefSeq names its product transcription initiation factor TFIID subunit 8 (gene Taf8). Lineage: Eukaryota; Metazoa; Arthropoda; Insecta; Diptera; Psychodidae. Gene Ontology annotation, cellular component: transcription factor TFIID complex. Gene Ontology annotation, molecular function: protein heterodimerization activity. The record is from RefSeq and is a predicted model, not a curated record. Gene Ontology annotation, biological process: transcription initiation at RNA polymerase II promoter. The coding region runs from base 71 to 970 and encodes 299 amino acids. The transcript has 2 exons.
UUUGUCUCUUGUCCUGUUUGUUUUGAUCGGCGUGUGGGAUUUUCUCCGGAUAGUUUUUGAGUGAAAAACCAUGGAAAAACCAGAGACUACCGUGCCUGAUCCGCGCAGAAAGUAUCUCUACAUGGCAAUUUCUAGCGCACUUGCCGAGGCGGGCUUUGAUUCUGCAGAUAAAGAGUGUUUGGAGACGCUUUCUGAAAUGUGUCAAAGCUUGCUCUCAGAGAUCGGACAGUCUUCCCGAAACUACUGCGAGUUGUCUGGACGUACAAUCCCUGUGAUUGGAGACGUUGUUAUAGCCCUUAUCAACAUGGGAAUCUCCAUUCAGGGCCUUGAGGCAUUCGCCAGGCGAGACGGAAGACACGUAAUUCCUUCACCACAGCAAGUCUCUGCCCAGAAGCAGUUGAAUCUUCUCCAGGCAGGCACGAAGAAUGCCCAUCCUUCGCACAUUCCCAACCAUCUGCCGCCACUGCCGGAUCCUCAUGCCUACAUCCGGACGCCGACCCACAAACAGCCCGUGACAGAGUAUGAGGCGAUCCGGGAGAAAGCGGCCACGCAGAAGAAGGACGUGGAAAAGGCGCUGACAAAGUUUCUGGCUAAGACCAGUGAUAUUCACAGUCUAUUCAAUGUGGAGGACAACAUGUUUCCACUGAUUGCCUGCAAGCCUGCACAUCCCUCCUAUUUGGCUGCUCUCAAUCCCACCGACCAAGUGUUUGACUUUGAAGAGCUGGAGUAUCACUACCAAGUGGCCAAUAGGACAGAAGACGUGCCAGCGGCGCCUGCAAAGGAACUGGAGGACGACGAUGAUGAUGAGGGCGAAGUCAAGGAGCCGAAGGAAGUGAAAAUCGAAGAGACAGAGGCUGAACCGACUCCCAGCCAGGCCAACAAUCCCAACAUUGAUAAUCCCUAUUUGAGGGCAGCAAUUGUACCCAAGAGAAUGAAGCUCUCAGAGGGCAGAGUCCUGGGAAGCGAAUAAAAGAAUCCCAAAAAUCCCUUUCUGUUUUGCUUUA